UUGCGUGGAGUUCAGUUUAAAAAAUUUAGGUAGCUCAAAAAAUUUAGUAGUAGUAAUUUUUAUUUCAAAAGUGAGUUCAGUUUUUUAAAAUUCAAAUUGGCCAUUGAUAAGCAUUGACAUUUAACAUGGGCUGGACAGAGUAAUAAUUUUUACAUUUACCUUCCCAACCAAUUCCAGAGGAAAACUGGUCUCGUUCAAUUUCACACGGUUAAUGCUUAAAACGCAAGUAAUUUAAUGUCAUUAAAGUGUCUUCGGUUCUAGUCAGUAUAUGCUCAUAAAUGAGGACAUGAAGAAACUCGUGAACCUUUCAUUUUCAAAAAAUUUCCCUCCCCACUUAUAAUCAUAUUUCGAAAACCGAAAGAAGAAGGAAUAAGUGUCUCCGAUCCCCAUAAAUAAAACAGUUUAUAAGAGAGUGAAUUCAGUCAGUCUAUUUGGCUAUAAAUCAGUGAUUAUAUAUUGAGUGAAAAUAGUAAUGGGAAGUGAUGAUUAUUGCAGCAUAUCCAUUAUCACAGCAAGAACUUGUACAGAAAUUAGGAAAAGAAGAUCAGAAACGUGUACUACUUGUAUAUCGCCAAGGUGGAUUUUCUCGCGUUGGUUUGAGAGAAGUGGUAAGGCUGCAGAGAAAGUGAAUCAUGAUGAGAAACAGCUUCAAUAUGGUAGCAGAAACAAUGACAACAAGAACAAGAAGAAAAAGAAGGAGCAUUCUCUUAAAGAAUUUGAUACCAAGUCAUCAUCACCAUCUAUGGCACUGGAAGACCCAGGAGGGGACAAGAAAGCGGACUCUAUGAACCUAGGCAUUGGAUUUGGUCUAAUUUAUCUGUUUAAUGCUACCAAAAAUGAGCUGAACAAGAUUAUUGAGAUUCGUAGAGAAAUGGAAAUCCUGCUUCAUAAUUCCAAGAUGGAAUUCCAAAACCAAGCAAGAAUCAGAAAUAGUCUUUCUUCUGCAUCAAAAUCCAGAGCCAAAAUCUCACACUACGAUUCAGAUUGUGUUGAACAAUGUACAUACUCAACUGACAUUGAAGAAGAAUCAGAAAUCACUUGCAGCCAUGAUCACCUUUUGAACUGCAAAUUAAUGGAAAGAAGUGAAAGGAAUUUGGAAAUGAACCAACUUGAAGCAGAGCUUGAAGUCGAAUUAGAACGUUUGCACUUCGAUGUAGAUUCAGAAGUUUUAUUGAAAUAUCCAACACAAAGAAAUGCAGAGAUUAUGGAUGAAUAUAGCUCAGGGGUUGGAAGCCUUAGCACAGGGUUUGCAGAAAUCUACAACCCUAUAACAAAAAUAGAAAACUGUGGAGUUCCUGCUGAAGAAUUAAACAGGAGGCUGCAUGAGCUUCUACAGACAAGGCAAGAAGAAAGGAUCAAAGAACUGGAGUCAGCUUUAGAAUCCACCAUGCAAAAACUUGCAGAAAAAGAAAAAGAGAUCUGUUGGUGGAGAGAUACUGCCAAGGUCAUUUCUCAACAUGCUCCGAGUCGUCGAUCGCUUGGUAAGUUAGAUUAAAAGCUACACCAAACUUGAAGGGAAUUGUCCAAAGUCUUUUUGGAUAGAAAGGAAUUAGGAAAAAGAAAGGGAAGUUGUUUAUUUAGAGAAAGAAAAAGAGCUUUUCAAUGGAUACAGUUUCAUGUAAAAGAGGGUGAAGGAAAUAGACCAUAAUAUUCAUAUAUAUACUAAAGUUUAGUUUUGAAAUAGCAAGA
Lycium barbarum (goji berry) is the source of this 1689-nucleotide messenger RNA. RefSeq names its product protein POLAR LOCALIZATION DURING ASYMMETRIC DIVISION AND REDISTRIBUTION-like. Lineage: Eukaryota; Viridiplantae; Streptophyta; Magnoliopsida; Solanales; Solanaceae. Bases 473 to 1495 code for a protein of 340 amino acids. The record is from RefSeq and is a predicted model, not a curated record. Gene Ontology annotation, biological process: asymmetric cell division. The transcript has 4 exons.